Molecule: messenger RNA, 357 nt
Organism: Purpureocillium takamizusanense
Lineage: Eukaryota; Fungi; Ascomycota; Sordariomycetes; Hypocreales; Ophiocordycipitaceae
Exons: 1
Coding region: 1-357 (118 amino acids)
Source: RefSeq, a predicted model, not a curated record
AUGCCGCCGGCGCUGGAUAUUGAUGGCCGAGACCUCAUGAGCCUCUUGUCGGUUCUCGAUGAGGAGAAAAAAAACAUCAACCACCUAGCCCCCUACUGGCCCGCAACCAAGUCCCUCUACCGACACCUGUGGGAGCAACGACGCUCCAUUGCCGGCCUCGUCAAGCAUCAUCUGGCACUAGGCAUUCAAGAUACGUGCAUCGUCCUCCCACCCGAGCGCUGGAUCCGCGGAAGCUUCAAUGUCUGCGUCUUGGUCGACGUCAGGCCCGGUCACGCCUCCUCGUCUGGCAGAGUCAUCGUGCGCGGCCCCAUGCCCUACAAGCUUGCUGAGGCCAGAUACUCCGGCAGCGUGAAUUAG